Messenger RNA from Xenopus laevis (African clawed frog), 1056 nucleotides. It is a transcript of the gene bccip.L, whose product is annotated as BRCA2 and CDKN1A interacting protein L homeolog. Gene Ontology annotation, cellular component: nucleus; centriole; spindle pole. The record is from RefSeq and is marked provisional. The transcript has 7 exons. NCBI's taxonomy places the organism in Eukaryota, Metazoa, Chordata, Amphibia, Anura, Pipidae. Bases 28 to 954 code for a protein of 308 amino acids.
GCACGCUGUUUAGGAAAGGCAGGCGGCAUGGCUUCUAAUGCAAAGCGGAGGGCGCUGGAGCCUGAGCGGCUGCUGGAGAAACAUAAAGAAGAUGAGGAGGACAUGGAAGGCGACGAAUCAGAAGAGUCCGAUGACAUUGAAGAAGAUGAAUCGGAGGAAGAUGAAGAAGUGAACGAGGAAGUUAAUAUUGACUUUGAAGCCUACACAAUAUCUGACGCUGAUUAUGACGGCAUAAAAAAGCUGCUCAAGCAGUUGUUCCUGAAAGCCCAUGUGAAUAUCUCAGAGUUAACAGACCUCCUUAUUCAGCAGAAUCACAUUGGCAGCGCAAUUAAGCAAGCCGAGGGUCAGGACGAUAGUGACGAUGACGAAGAUGAUGAUCAUGUCUUUGGCGUCAUCAGUCUUGUGAAUCUAACUGAGAGAAAGGGCACGGCGUGUGUGGAACAGAUUAAAGAACUGAUUUUGAGUCGCUGCGAGGAGAACUGUGAACAGAGCUUGGUUGAACAGUUUGAUAAAGUUCUAAACGACAACAGCAAGCCCGUGGGUUUCCUCCUCAGCGAGAGAUUCAUUAAUGUACCUGCACAGAUUGCUCUACCCAUGCAUCAGCAGCUCCAGAAAGAAUUGGCAGAUUCUCAGAGAACCAAUAAACCAUGCGGGAAGUGUCAUUACUAUUUAAUUCUAAGCAAAACCUUCAUGGAAGCAACGAAAACAUCCAAGGGGAGCGUUGGCUCCCAAGCCAAGGAGGAGCUGAUGUUUGCCAAUGCAGAAGAUGAGUUUUUCUACGAGAAAGCCCUUGUGAAGUUCAACUACUCUGUGCAGGAGGAGAGCGACACGCAGCUGGGCGGCCGAUGGUCCUUUUCCGACGUGCCCAUGAAACCCUUGAGGACAGCCAUGUUGGUUCCUGCCGAGCGGAUGAAUUCAAUCAUGGACAAGUUCAAAGAAUACCUCUCCGUGUGAACCGUUUCCCCCCUUGUAACAGCUGAGUUUUAUACAACUAUGUACCCAAAAGCGAUAACAUCAUAGAAACCAAUUAAUUUUUAUAAACGCGUUCGUACAGUC